Molecule: messenger RNA, 381 nt
Organism: Cylicostephanus goldi
Lineage: Eukaryota; Metazoa; Nematoda; Chromadorea; Rhabditida; Strongylidae
Source: the annotation of a GenBank genome assembly
AUGUUACGGUAUAUUCUACUGGUCUUGUUGAUUGUUAUCUGUUCCAUAGCAGUAUUAAUAAAAAGUAAAACAUGCGUCAAUGGUGAUCAGGAAGGAGAGCGGUGUUUCUGCCAUGAUGGCUGGACUGGUGCCAUGUGUCAUAGAAAAAUGAACUGUGAUGGCUACGAACGGCACACGAACGGAUCAUGCGUCAUGUGUGUAAAUGGAUGGACGGGACCGGACUGCGACGCCAUUGACUGCAGUGAGCACGGAUCGCCUAAUUAUGAUCUUACAAGUUGCCACUGCGAGAAACCUUAUUCAGGUAUUUUCUUGCAUAAAUUAGGCCACUUAAAAAUUUUCGUAUGUUUGACCAAGUUUGCUCAAAUUUCUUUAGAAGUGUAA